This is a messenger RNA of Anguilla anguilla (European eel), 1176 nucleotides long. Its product is annotated as GRB10-interacting GYF protein 2-like. The record is from RefSeq and is a predicted model, not a curated record. The transcript has 2 exons. The coding region runs from base 31 to 636 and encodes 201 amino acids. NCBI's taxonomy places the organism in Eukaryota, Metazoa, Chordata, Actinopteri, Anguilliformes, Anguillidae.
GAAGAGCAGUAUCACAGAAUACAGGCCUCGAUGUUUGAGCUGCAUGAAGACUGGAGGAACUUUGAGGAGCUGAACCACAGAGAACGGGAGGACGUGUUCGAGCUCUUUGAAGGGCUGAGGAGGGAAUGGGUCACCUGGGCAGAACAGAGAAUGCAGGAGAGAAACAUUCUGGAGGAGGAACGAGAAACCAGGGAACAUGACCGGAGGAAAGAGAGGGAGGAGUGGAGGAAGCAGAGGGAAUUCAUGGAGUUUGCAUAUGAGCGCAUGGAACUCCAACAUGAGAUGGAAAUAGAAAGGUUGGAGGUGGAGAUAAGGGAACUGAGAUCACUUAUCUUACACAUAACUGAGGUGAAAACUGAGAGAGAGAGCACUGAGGAGACGUACGAUCCGGUCACCCAGGCCACGGGAGAGACAACUGCGGUUCUGAUAGAGGAGGGGAUCAGUGAGAGAGAAAUGGAGAACGAGCGGAACCUCGUCACAGUGGAGAUAGAAAGCAGUGAGAGGGAGAGCAAGAAAGAGGGGAAAGCAAGCCAGAAACACGAGAAGAAAAAGAGUUUUUGGUCAUGGUUCCGCUGUAGAAAACGAGUCACCACAAAAAAGAGUGCAAAGAGGAGACAGGUGGACAAAGUGCUCUGAACUUGAGGAAAGUGGGAAAAUUGACACAUCCCAUACUAGCUGGGGAGAGCAGCAGGGAGACUGAGAAAAAGACAGAGGGAUAGGCCAAUGUCAGUAAGACUGAAACAGAGCAAGAACAAAAACAGAACAAGAAGACAAAAGGUUUAUGGUCUGCCUGGCGUGGGAAAAAAUAAGAUGGAAGAUAAAAGAAAAGGGCCCAGAUGGUGCUGCAGCAGAAUCACCUCUGGCUGGAGGCUACAGCAGGCCAGGCUUGGACCGAAGCAACACAGGGUGACGGAUUCCAGGACCGACCUGUACAGGCCCCUCAGAGUCACGUGGUGGUGAGGCAGUCACAGUGAGCGGUAGGUAAGGUUGGUAGGCUGGUAAGAGGACAGCUGGGAUGGAGAACAAGGUACGGGAUUUAACUUAGUAUUUAAACUUCAGAGGAAUAGAAACAGGCAAAAAGUUUUUAAAUGACUAAACCGGAAGAACUAUGGUGGCCAGAUAGUUCCUCCAACUGCCCAGAACAUUAAUCAUAAACACCUGUUUUCUGUAAUCAUU